AUGUCCGCUGCGGGAUUACAUACCGGUUUUCGAGCUUCAGCUUUGGCAUUGCUGCUCUGUGUACUCGUAUUGGAUCUACAUAUACGGGUCUGUUCGGGUCUUACGAUUUUCUCUCUAUCACCACAAACGACUCCUGAAGAAGUCGUAUCUGCUCAGCUCUUGGCGUUGCAAAGGGAUGACAUGCUAGGUGUCUUUGACUUUGCAUCCCCGCUCAACAAGGCAAACGUGAACAAUGACUUGAAUGUAUUUGACCGAAUGGUACGGUCAGGAGUCUACGAGUACCUUGUCAAGCACCAGGAAUCUACUAUACUUCUGACUAUGAGAACUCCAAGUGCCAAUAAAUGGCAUGGACUAGUUAGAGUGUCCACCCAAGAUAGCAAAUCACUUACAAAGGAAUACUGGUGGUCAGUCUCCAGGUGCAAGGCAGGUCCGCACAAAGGAUGCUUCAUGGUAGAUGCAGUCAAGCCCAAUUUGUAG
This is a messenger RNA of Seminavis robusta, 477 nucleotides long. The record is from the annotation of a GenBank genome assembly. Lineage: Eukaryota; Bacillariophyta; Bacillariophyceae; Naviculales; Naviculaceae.